Messenger RNA from Anastrepha obliqua, 1659 nucleotides. Its product is annotated as DNA-directed RNA polymerase II subunit rpb1-like. Lineage: Eukaryota; Metazoa; Arthropoda; Insecta; Diptera; Tephritidae. Gene Ontology annotation, molecular function: DNA binding. Bases 615 to 1406 code for a protein of 263 amino acids. The transcript has 2 exons. Gene Ontology annotation, biological process: transcription by RNA polymerase II. The record is from RefSeq and is a predicted model, not a curated record.
CCGAUUAACACGCAAACUGAAUUUAUAGUUUGUAUCUUUUAUUUGAAUAAAGAAGUUAUGUGUGGUACAUUCGUGUCCCCACAGUAUCAGUAUCAUUGCUUCAUAUUCAAUGAGUUGGCGUCAAAGCAAGAAUUCAAAAUUAAACAUUUCUGCCAAAAACUAAGCCACCUAAUAAACAAGCGAAACAAUCUAAACCCAAGCAGAGAUUUUGUGAAUCAUAAAUUUUGCAAUUAAUCUUGGAAUAAAAUAUCAAACUGUUCGAUACAAACCAAAAAUAGAACAAAGCAUUUUUUGCUAUUUCAAUGGCAAAGGUAUGGUUAAUUUGCCAAAUUCUUUGAGUGGUUGUGCUUAGUCGCCGUGUGGCAAUGAUUUACUAACUACCCUAAUGCGGUCUCACAAGUAUUCGACAAGCUCACCGGAAUUCCCACCAAACUAUCAAGUCAAUAAUAGCGCCAACAAAUAAUAGCGCCAUCAAAUAAUAGCACCAACUUUUAUUCGCCAGCCAGUCCUGCAAUUUUGUAUAGCAGCGUUACCGGUUCUUCGCGUUACUCACCAACCUCGCCUAGUUACUCGCCACAAACUAAUUAUUCACCUACUUCACCCUCCGAUUCGUUAUGGAUUCAAAUAAGGCCGGCAGUAGCUUUUCACCGAAUUUGCUAGCAAGCAACAAUGGCUCGCUUUAUUCACCAGUGGACACCCCCGAUUCUUUAGUUGAAGACGUAUUAACAGCAUCUACUAGUGGUUCCAAAUGUGAAAAUGGAAAUAAUGCUAGCCCUGAAAAUAAUGCUAGCCCUGAAAAUAAUGCUAGCCCUGAAAAUAAUGCUAGCCCUGAAAAUAAUGCUAGCCCUGAAAAUAAUGCUAGCCCUGAAAAUAAUGCUAGCCCUGAAAAUAAUGCUAGCCCUGAAAAUAAUGCUAGCCCUGAAAAUAAUGCUAGCCCUUCAAGCAAUGCAACAUGCACACGCUUAGUAUACGGGCGAUGUUUAUGCGACGACGACGACGACGACAACAACUCACCCAGAAGUCCCAACUACGCUCACUACUCACCUAGAAGUCCCAACUACACUCACUACUCACCCAGAAGUCCAAACUACACUCACUACUCGCCAUCCAGUCCAAACUUUGUUGCACAAACUGCGCGUUAUUCACCUUCGACACUUAACUCUAGUCCGAAUCACUCAAGAGUUGUUUGGGUCCGAACAUAUUCUGGAUAUUCGCCACAAUAUAUUCCCGCAUCCCCAGCAUAUUCACAUUCGAAUCGUUACUCACCCUCCAGUCCCAAUUAUUCAGCCAACUCUCCCUCGGAGGUGGCUCCUUCAUCACUUAGUCGUCCUAAUAAUGAUUCAUUCCGGCCUACGAGUCCUAUAUAUUCGCCUCAGAGCACCGACAGUCCCGCUAGUCCACGGUAAUCCCCCACCUCAAAUUAAAGUGAUGGAGUACAAAAUUUUAUUCUGUUUAACAAGAAGAGCAGGAUAUGCGAAGCAUUUACUCGUGCCAUAUGUUUAAUAUUAUUUAGUUCAAUAUAAUUUUGGUUUAUUUUAAAUCUCAGACUAACUAUGUAUGUAUGUUGAAUUUCUAUCAUUUUUUUCCUAUUUUUUCUUUUUCAUAUGUUGAAAUUAACAAUUUUUUUGAAUUUUUCUGACCGUUAAUGUUCAUAUUUCA